AGUGCGCUGCGGGCUGCCCUAAUCUGCACUCAGCACCGCGGCCACAGACAACACUCCGCCAUGCACCCUGUCCAAAGUUGCCUCCCGCGGGCAUCGAACCUCAGCGGACACCGUAGAAUAUAGGAAAGUUUUUUUUAUUUAAUUUUUUUUUUACGAUUUAUACGGACUUGAAUCAAUAUAUAAUGUUAUUGAUCGCCAAUAUUUUCCCGCAAAACAGCUGAACGUUGCAUUGUCAAGUGGUCUUUUUUUAAUUUUUUAUUAUUAUUAUUAAUUUCUUGUAUUUUUUUUUUUACUUUCAAGUUUGGAUGUGUUAGUGGGAGCAACGAGGCGCGUGCACCACACGACUAAGCUGUCGGGAGCGCGCACAGGCUGGACUAAGUGAGGAUGGAGAUCCGGCCGGACAGGUUUAAGGCUGUGGCUGCAUCCACGCUGGGCAAAAUAUAUGGCGCUCUAGAGAAGAAGCAGGAAAAUGGCGAGACCAUCGAGCUGUCAGCCGAGGGUCGGCCGGAGAUGGUGGAAGAGAAGGAGUUGCCUGUGGUGGACUGCACGUGCUGCGGCCUGCCCCGCCGCUACAUCAUCGCCAUCCUUUCCGGCAUCGGCUUCUGCAUCUCAUUCGGCAUCAGGUGCAACCUGGGCGUGGCCAUCGUCAGCAUGGUCAACAGCCACACCGUCUACAGGGACGACAAGGAGGUCAUAGUGAAAGCUCAGUUCGACUGGGAUCCAGAAACGGUGGGCAUGAUCCAUGGCUCCUUCUUCUGGGGAUACAUAGUCACACAAAUUCCAGGAGGGUUCAUCUGUCAGAAGUUUGCUGCCAACAGAGUGUUUGGCUUUGCUAUCGUGGCCACUUCUUUCCUCAACAUGCUCAUCCCGUCUGCAGCUCGCAUGCACUUUGGUUGUGUCAUCAUUGUCAGGGUGUGUCAAGGCCUUGUGGAGGGGGUGUCAUACCCGGCAUGUCAUGGGAUUUGGGCCAAAUGGGCGCCUCCGCUUGAAAGAAGUCGCCUGGCUACGACAGCCUUUUGUGGUUCUUAUGCCGGCGCUGUGAUCGCCAUGCCAUUAGCGGGAAUCCUGGUCCAGUAUUCGGGAUGGUCGUCAGUCUUCUAUGUCUACGGAAGUUUUGGCAUCUUGUGGUACUGCUUCUGGAUCAUGGUGUCUUACGAGAGCCCCGCCGCCCAUCCCACCAUCACCGAGGAGGAGAGGAAAUACAUCGAGGAGAGCAUUGGCGAAUCGGCUCAAUUUACAGUGACGAAAUUCAACACACCAUGGAGGGCCUUCUUCACGUCCAUGCCAGUCUACGCCAUUAUUGUGGCCAACUUCUGCAGGAGCUGGACCUUCUACUUGCUCCUCAUCAGCCAACCCGCCUACUUUGAGGAGGUGUUUGGCUUUGAGAUCAGCAAGGUGGGAAUAGUGUCGGCUCUUCCCCACCUGGUCAUGACCAUUAUUGUGCCAAUUGGAGGACAGCUUGCUGACUACCUGCGCUCCAACAACAUCAUGACCACCACCAACGUCAGGAAAAUUAUGAACUGUGGAGGCUUUGGCAUGGAGGCCACUCUGCUUCUGGUGGUGGGCUUCUCACACACAAAGGGGGUCGCUAUCAGCUUCUUGGUUCUCGCUGUGGGGUUUUCCGGCUUUGCAAUCUCAGGUUUCAAUGUCAACCACUUGGACAUUGCACCACGUUAUGCCAGCAUCCUCAUGGGCAUAUCCAAUGGGGUGGGCACACUGUCGGGCAUGGUUUGCCCGCUUAUAGUUGGUGCUAUGACAAAACAUAAGACACGCGAAGAAUGGCAAGGUGUGUUUCUCAUCGCUGCGCUCGUACAUUAUGGAGGUGUCAUUUUCUAUGGCCUCUUUGCAUCCGGGGAGCAACAAGCGUGGGCUGAGCCGGAGCAGCUGAGCGACGAGAAAUGCGGCAUCUUGGAUGAGGAUGAGCUGGCCAAUGAGACGGAGGAGCUGUACCGCACCAGCGGCGGCGGUGGCUACGGCGCCACAAACCAGGCGACAGACCCCAACGGGGGCGCGGGAGGAGGCUGGGUCUCGGACUGGGACAAAACGGAGGAAUACGUGCAGCCCGCCGGCAGCAACAAUUACUAUUAUGGCGGCGGCGAGGAAGAGUUGACAUAAGAAGGCGCCAGACUGGGAACGUUUACAGCAACUGGAGCAGCUUCACUUGGUGGCAGGAGAAACUUUGAACAUGGUUUGGAUUUGACAUGGAACCAAGUCUGCCUGCAUUAUUAUUAUGAUUAUUAAUACUAUCUUUGAGAGAGACUGCACAGUGGACAUUAGUGAUUGUGUGUUUGUGCGUGGUUGAAUUGUGUGUGUCUUUGGACAGCCUAUUGGUGAGGCCGGCAGCACUUCUUUACUCUUAUUUGCUUUAGGCAUUUCUUAUUGAAAUCACUGGAUUUGGAAAUUAUUUGUAUUCCACUAAUACACAAACUUCAAAAUGUGUCAACGAAAUGAUUUCUCCUUUAUGUCAGCACAUUUUGUGCCAAUUUCACUAUCAUUUCUCAUCAUUUGCUGCGCCAAACUCCCUAACGAAAUGUCUCAGUAAGUUUGGUUCUGUGGUUAUCAUCACACUUCCCCUCUUUGUCAUCAUUGGUGGAAAAAUUCAAAGAAAAAGCAAAAGUUUGUCUUUUAUGCAUGAUACUCCAAGUUUUGUUAGAAUUAUUUUUUUUUUUUUUUUUUUUUUCACCCAGGAAAUUUUGGAUUCAAUUCCAAAAUGGUCCCACAUUUGGACGUUAUUUUGGCUUUUUAAAUGAAAGCGUGGACAAAAAAAACUUUAGGGUAGCUGUACUUUAAUGUAUUUAAAUCCAACAUAUAACACUAUAGUGGGUAUUAUGUCAAUUCCAGUAUUCAAUAUUAUUAUUUUCACAAUUUUACUGUUUGAUUUUAUUUGUUCUGUAUUGUGAGCUACAAAUAUAAAUUCACAUGUUUAAUAAAUUCUAGAAGUGA
Nerophis lumbriciformis (worm pipefish) is the source of this 2943-nucleotide messenger RNA. RefSeq names its product vesicular glutamate transporter 1-like. The record is from RefSeq and is a predicted model, not a curated record. Gene Ontology annotation, molecular function: L-glutamate transmembrane transporter activity; neurotransmitter transmembrane transporter activity. Gene Ontology annotation, biological process: transmembrane transport; regulation of synapse structure or activity; neurotransmitter loading into synaptic vesicle. Gene Ontology annotation, cellular component: excitatory synapse; synaptic vesicle membrane. Lineage: Eukaryota; Metazoa; Chordata; Actinopteri; Syngnathiformes; Syngnathidae.